This is a messenger RNA of Amoebophrya sp. A120, 4180 nucleotides long. Lineage: Eukaryota; Dinophyceae; Syndiniales; Amoebophryaceae. The record is from the annotation of a GenBank genome assembly.
CUUGGCUCUCUGUAAUAGCCGCAGAGUAGAAGAAGUGACGAAUCAGAGGGAUAAGCACUUGGAGCGAUACCGACAGUGAGAGGUUUGGUGCGUUUUUCACGUCUUUUGCGAAAAGAAGUUGGAAGAUGCUAAAAAAACCAAAAAUGUCUACUUCAAAGAUGUCGACGGCGUUUUCAUCGUCUUUUUUCUCUGUGCUUUUCGUCUUUCUUUCUGCGCAGUUGGAGUUGUUCUCCACAACCUACCACACCGGCGCAACCGCCUCGCCUCUGUUGCGGCCGCGGGAGCAGGAAGACCGAGAUCAUAAUCGCCACGAGUACUACUCUUUGCCACCCCAUUUAGUUGUUCCGGGUGAGCAGUCUCCGUUGUCCUCCGCUCCGCCGGGCAGUAAGGCAGAAACGCUGGCUCGGGCGGCAGCCGCUGCCGCUCGCAGUUCUCCCGGGUCGAAGUCGCGGGCGUUUGAAAACCCGCAUUCGAUCAUAUCAGCACGUAGAAGUUCCUCGCACUGGCAAGAACAUGACUUUCGGGACCGUACCGCGCGGUCGAGCUCCCCGACGGCCCCUUUAGUGCGGCACCAAGCGCUAGGCGGUAGUACAGACAUCAACCGUGAGAGGUACUCCGGAUCACCGCUGCGCCGUCUGAUCCACCCGCAAAUGUACCACUUUCUGCCCGGUGCAGGAGGAGGAGGUGCAGCGGCCGCCGCGGCACGAGUUGCAGCUUCCCAACAGCAUCACCAUCGCAGACCUUCUGCUUCGCCAUCGCCGCAUUUAGUGGUCAACAGAGCCCCGCUGUUCUUUCCGGGGGGCGCUGUCGUUGGCCCCUCGGCCACCGCUGCUGCUGCUUUUCCCAUCGGUGGGAGAAGAAGCGCGCCACCGCCCGUGAUCCGCGAGGGCCGGGCGGUGUUGCACUCGCAAAGGCUGUACCGUACAGGAGAUCAUGAUUCUGGUACUGGUCGAGGUGGAAGACCAGAGAGGAAAGAAGAACAGCAGCAACAGCAUCUUCUUCUCCCCAAUGUCCGCUGCGUCCCGAGAACGGAUAACUUCCACUGUUCGCCUAUGGAAGCGUCAGGAUUGAAAUCGUCAAAGUUGAAAUAAUUUGUGAUGCAUAAAAUGCAGCCCACAGAGUGCCUGUCUUGCAGAGUAGGCAAGAAAGGCAGGAGAUUGCAAGCCUGUUGAGGGGUAGAAGUAGAGCUGCUAAAGUAGCAUGACAAAAGGCGUCUUCCUUACCCAAACAGCAUUGCAAACUCGAUUUAGGCACCACCAAAACUUGUCAUGCGCCACUUGAAAACUGGGCUCCAACUGGCAUCCAUUUUAUGCAUGACAAACUAUUUCAACUCUGACGAUUUCAAACCUGACACAUCCAUAUCGCCCGACGGAAGAAAGGAACACCAGCACAAAGAACACAAGGAGCACAACAUGCACAGGAAGUACAAGCCGACCUAUUCUCCGACGAAGCGCCCGCCCCUGCCGAGAAACGCAGACAGCACGAAAAUGUUUUCCUGCAGGGAGAAGACAGUUUCUUGUUUAAGAGACAAGGUGUUCCAACGCCUGGCGGUCGUGCUUGGGUGCAGCAUUCUGCUGCCCUUCGGACUGAUCAAAGUGUUGAAGGAAAACGUGGAGGUAGAAAGACCACAGCAGUUUCUCAUUCCGACGGAUUGCAGCGGGUCGUUUUUCAACAUCGCGGCGCCCUACGGAAUCAAAAGCGGGCUGCCGGAAAGUGUCGAGCAGUAUUUGGAGCAGUCCGGAGAUUUCAUGGCGGUGCAGGUGGCGCCGGUGCGGCUCUUCGAUCGGACUGGACGUCGUGGUGGUUCUACGACAUCAAGUGCUGCGGGUCAUCGUUCGGACGAUGAGCAAGGAAAAAUUCCAGUUUUGCAGGUUGACGACUCGGAGGUCAAACUUGUGGCACCGUGGAACAGCAAACAGGGGAGCAUCAAUGGAGAAAAGAACCCGAUAGGUAUUUCUCCGUUCGACGUGGAAUCCAACUGGAAAUUUCUAUUCGGCCGGAUCGGAUCGUGCGGGGAGGGGGACUCAACAUUGUCCUCGGUGGGAGGUCAAGAGUCUUCAUCGACUCCUCAAAGUACGCAAGCACCAGCGCCGUCUGAGCACCAUUUUCUCGAACUUCUGCACCACGACAAGAAAAAUCACGGCUCUUUCCGCCAGGUCUUCACCUGCGCGCGCGUGCAGAUCCGCGAGCCGCGGAAUUUUCACGAGGACGCGCCAAGCAACGACGCGGGGCGGUACGGCAGUGGGGAGGAUGAAAAUUUUGAGGACAAUGCCUACCGGGUUCUCAUUCCCGUCCCGAUUGAAGACAUUUGGGUGCCGGAUGUGGUAGAAGUACCUCCUCCGGGUGAAGAAGAAGAAGGAGGUCAAACUCAGCUUCAACAAACAGCUCCAGAACACCAGCAAGAAGAACCCUCCACAGUUCUCUCCUACGAAAAAGUGUGUCGCGACUUCGUACCGUUCCAUGGUCAGAUACUGGAAAAGUUGAACGAAAAAUUGUGGAACGAGCAUGAGGCCGCGGCAAAGCAGAAAAAGCUCGAGAAGGACGCGGAGGCGGAUGGGGAAGUGAAAGCGCCUGGCUCUGCGGCCGCUGAAAGUCGUGAAAUGAAAGAAGCUGGAGCAGCAACUGCAACUACUGCAUCAAGUAGCAGUACUAGGAGCAAGACCGGCAGGAAAACCAGCGCUACCACACCCCCAUCUGGCGAAGAUGUUGCAAGAACUCCCGGCCUCCACGGGCUGCUGCAUGAUCCUGCCGAGGCGGUGUUUAUGGACGACGUAAAUGUUGUGGGGCUGGAUGAAGUAGUAGAGGUUCAGAAGACCACAACAGCAACCACACCGGAACAACAAUCCUCCGCAGAAGAUCAUGAUCUUUCCUCUUUUCUCCGAAACGUCACCGACCUCGCCCCGAUUUACGUGCUCCCGCGGAUGUGGGGUAUAAAAUUCAAAUAUGUCUGGGUCUGGAAAGUUGGAACUUGUAAUGCUGUCCUUACAUGCCUGCAAAAUCUGUAUUGCAUGAUUAGCAAAAGGCGUAGCCUCUCUUGUCAUACAAAACCGCAGUUUCUCAUGCAGAGUGCCUAUGAGAAAGCGUUCUGCAAACUUGUCAUGCUUUCCUGCAUAAGGAAGUGUUUCAAUCAUGCACAUUUUAGCAUCACAAAUUUCCAGACCCAGACAUAUUUGCAAUGCAUAUGGGGGCUGCGCACCCAAUUUUGCGAGUCGGAUUUCCCCGCAGCGGGUGCGUAUCCUGUGCAAAAGUAUCGUACUCGCAUUGCAGUCAUGCAUUACAGAUCUUUCACUUAAGGUAAAUUCGCAUUACAAAUGUUAUGUCUCAUGCUGAGGAAAUUUUUAAUGCAUUUAUACGAGUGCGAUACUUUUGCAAUUCAUAGCGCGGCGGAUAUCACCAUUGAUAAAGCCGUAACGGACAAGCUAGGGACGUGGGGGUGGGGGGAAAAGAGGAGAAGCUGGAAAAGCAACGCAGCGACCACGACAUCAGCUCCGUUGCAAAAACCUUUUUUGCAACGGUCGGGACGACUUUCUGCCGCUGAAGGUGGUACAACAGUGAACGUGAGCAAAUUAUCUUCGGGUAAUGCUCAUGCAAAAUCAGCGUCGGGCUCCUCGUCCUCAAGAACAAAAUCGGUGGAACUCAAUUUCUACAAGUUCACCCCGAACCAACCGCAAGUGCCCGGUCAGCCGAACCCCAAUCCCUUCAACCUCCGAACGAGUUAUUUUUUCUGUUACAACGACUACGGGACGCCACAUUGGCGAGCUCACGUGCCCCACUCCGACUACGGAAGUUUCGCGCCCUCCUGGUUCUCCGACCCGGGCAAAGGCGCGUGGCCGCCGUUGUCCAGGCAAUUUUUACACUCGAAGAAUUCCGAGAGUGGGCAGUUGGACUGGAAAUCGGUAGACGAUUUUGGGGAGGAGGAGGGGCCGGAGUUUAGGGUGGUACAGCAGAGUGGAGGUCGAUCCGGGUAAAGGAAACAGAAGGUAGAUUUUUGCGUUGUGUGGAGGUUUUUAGGGAUUUAUAUAUAGGCUUUCGUUGUGUGUUUGCCAAAAUGAAAAUCAAUCAGUCGUUUGCGAAAAACAGAACAACUUCAUUUUCGAGAAUACAAGCGAACAACAACAAGGGCGCGGUUUUGUAAUAGAAAUAAUAAAGCAAGAACGUAUUGCGAAAUGUAAAGAACAAC